GUAUAAUUGUUAUUUGUUAUUCUUAUUGUUUUUUCAACAAAUUUUAUAUUGUGUAGACUGUAGAAUGUAUUAUGUUUUAUUUUUCAAUUUUAAAUAAAAAUAUGUCAAUUCCCCUCAAAAGUGAGUGCAUUUAUACAUCAUGUUAUUGCGAAGAAAAUGUGUGGCAUUUAGCCAAAAAUAUAUUGGUUGCAAAUAAAAAUGUGUCCAAUUGGAAAUGCUACGUUGUUUUUGUUUCUAACUCUAAUAAAUGUGUACCACUUUGGAAACAACAAUGCAGUGAACAAGAAGGAGGGCUUGUUUUCUGGGACUAUCAUGUUUUCUUAAUGAUCAAUUACCAAGAUACAACUCAGGUACUCGAUUUAGAUACUACGUUGCCAUUCCCAGUUACAUUUUCUCAAUACUUUGAAGAAGCUAUAAAAGAUGAUCCUAGAUAUUCAAAAUAUGGACGUUAUUUCAGAGUGAUAGAAGCUGAAAAGUACAUUUUUACCCUUUCAUCUGAUCGAAGACAUAUGCUUAAUAACAAUAAUGAAUGGUUAUCACCGCCACCUUCUUAUCCACCAAUUUUAAAUAAAGAUAAACAGCACAAUUUGAGUCAUUUCAUUUCAAUGGAAUCGUCUAAUGAAUUUGGACAAGUAUUAAAUCUUGCAGAAUUUAAAAUAAAAUUUUCUUCUGCAGUAAAACAAAUUGCAUACGGACUACAGUAAAAUUGUAGAAGCCCAAUCCAAAUUCACAAUGCCGAUAAAAUCAAAUAUGAAGGUCUUAUUAUAAACGUAUUGCAUGUUAUCACAAAUAUUUAUUGAGACGUCUUCAGAUUGCCCAAAGAUGAAAAUAUAAAAGAGACAAAAGUAAAUAAUGUACAAUUCAUUAAACAAUAAUUUAUAUUUCUCGCAGUGGUAUUACUGCUACGACAAUAGUCGUGCUCGUACUACCCGCCCGCAUCUUGCCCUGCUGGACUUUUUUUGAAGUACAUAAAGUUCUGUAAUGAAAAACCAAAACGUCCAAAUAA
Messenger RNA from Adelges cooleyi (spruce gall adelgid), 1006 nucleotides. It is a transcript of the gene tun, whose product is annotated as protein N-terminal glutamine amidohydrolase. Lineage: Eukaryota; Metazoa; Arthropoda; Insecta; Hemiptera; Adelgidae. The record is from RefSeq and is a predicted model, not a curated record. Gene Ontology annotation, cellular component: nucleus; cytosol. Bases 72 to 704 code for a protein of 210 amino acids. The transcript has 6 exons. Gene Ontology annotation, molecular function: protein-N-terminal glutamine amidohydrolase activity; protein-N-terminal asparagine amidohydrolase activity.